ACAGCCGCCAGCAGCAGCAGCAGAAGCAGCGGCGCUUCGCACUUUGCUCUGCUGAAUUUUCAAUUUCAGUUGUAAGCUGACUGCAAUCAGCAGUGGUUCGCAUUUUGGUUCGGGAAUUCGCAAUUCCGCAAUUCGGCUUCUCGACUUGUCAUUCGCGCUCGUGGAAAACGCUCUCGGGACAUAACGGAAUAUACGGGCCGGCGCGGCUGACCGGGCGCACAAAAAACUUUUCGAUUAUUAUAAACUUUGGCGGUAACAGAAACAUACACACAUACACACACAUACAAACAUACACAUUGACCACCCACUGAUUCACCACCCCAUGAAAACCACCCACAUGUCCCGUUAGUUGCGACUCCUGGCGCGCUAAUUUUUGCAUAUGUGUGCUAGCGAGUGUGACACGCACACGUGUGUGCGUGGGUUUUAUUGAUUUUAUAGAGCAAACUAUAUGGUUUAUUGCCUCACUCCCCCUCUGAGCCCAUCUUUCUCGGUUCCUGAUUCCUGGGCAAAUUUCAAUGAUAGUUGAAGCGAGAUGGGGGAAGUGAUGGAAAUUAAAGUUUUGUGAGAGACAAGGAAAGAGAAUAGUUUGCCAAAAAAGAGAGGGGGAGUUUGAAGAUAAGGGGGAAACACUAAAACCUAUGCAUAUAUGGAUUACAGAUCAGAUGAGCUGGUAUGUGAAGCUACGAGGAAGAGUAAAUAACUAAAAUGAAAUUCUUAAGGAAAGGAGAAUAAUUAUGAAUAAAGUUCAUUUUAAAGCAGCCUUAUAUUAAAAAAGUAUUUUUUACGUAACAAGACGCUUUAGCAUUCCUAAUAAGUUUAAAAGUAGUUUUCAAGCCUUGUUAUCUUGCAGGUUACCAAAUUAACAUUGUAAUGUAAAUUACCAUAUUUAAAUGCAAUCUGAAUCUUCCACACUCCAUCAGCUUUACAUGGGUUAACCAAAAAGAGAGUUGGCAGUGUUCUGAAGAUUUCCAACUUCACAUUCUUUCUUUCAUUUCGAUCAAUACAUCGCCUUUAUGCAAGAUCUGACCUAUAAAUAGUAUAGUUAUUCAGCCGAAGAAACGCUCUUAUCUCUUGUUUCCUUCACUUUACUCUCGCUGAUAAGCAAGCGGAAAAUCAAAGUUGAGGAAACGAUUUCCAAAUCCCCACAGUGUUAGUCCACUUAGCUGCCAAUUUCCUAGCCAAACAGCUUCCAGUUCAAAAAACGAAAAAAAAAAUCGAGUGUGCGUGUGUGUGUUUGUGAGGAGGCCUCAUAACUUUCCACGGCGGGUCGAAACUUGUGAAAUUCUUGGCUACCAGCAGAGGAGCUGUUAGUUGCCCAGCUCCCAAUCACCUCGACAGCAGCUGGGCCAGCUUUUCAGCCCGCUUUUCCAACCCCGAUAUCCCCCCACAAUUUUUCACCCUGCCCUCACCUAACAGCAACAACAACAACAGCAACGGCAGCAGCAGCAGCAGCAGCAGCAGCAGCAGUGAAACACACUGUCGCCGGCAGUUUUUGCCCAUAAAAACGGCAACGGCAACGACGAAAACGAAAAUUUAACGACUGCGCAACGUGACGCAUUAUUUGUCUGGCUUGGCUUGCUUGGCUUGGCUUGGCUUGGUCUUCUGGUCGGUCUCUUGUCUGCUCUGCUCUGCUCCGCUCCGCUCUGCUCUGCUGUGUGGUGCUGUGCGGUGCGGUGCCUGCAGCAAAGCUCUAGCUGCCGCCAGAAAUUGCUUUUGCUCGCUGGAAUAUACAUACAUACAUAUGUAUGUAUAUGUAUAUGUAUGCUUUGCGGCCUGUGCCUUCGCAUCCGCUCCCCUUGUGGCCCCUGCUCCCUGCCGCCUGCCCCUCCCCCUCACACAAUCCAAAGUCUCCACACUCCACACGCUGCCGUUUUUAGUAUUUCGCACUCUGUGCACGGCAAACAUUUUUGCAUGACUGACUGAAUGCCGCCGCCUGCGCCUGACUCACUCACACAAUCACCACAUGUCCACAUCCACACCGAUGCACUGGGGCCAGACAAUGCACUCGGAGAAAACGUUGGGGUGGGAAUGGGCAUAUGGUAAUUAGUUGUGGAAAGGAGCACUACGAAAUUUGUAUAGACCUUUGGGUGAUUUAGUUUAUUGCUCGUGAAAUUCAGGAGCGAGUCCAACACUUUCUUAUCAAUAAUAUUCAUAUGUGUACAUAUGCAAGCAAGACAAUACAUUUUAGUUUUUUAUAAUUCAAGGUUUUUUAAAUCCAAUAUAUAUGAAGACAUUUGCUUUAAAUGUUUAAUUCUUAAACGGAUUUUAAGUAAAGAAGUUCACAUGCUUAAUGCGUGAACCCCUUGCAAAUUCAAUACCUAAAUCAUUCACCUGUUUUUUCAAGUGUAUGCAGUCCAGUGUUGGAGGGAGGGGAGCAAGGAGAGACAGAGUCAGCGGAACCGGCAGCGUAAUCGGGAGUGGGAGUGGGAGCGGGGUGCAGUCGCAGGCACAGGCAGGCAGGCAGGCUCGUGGAGUAACCGUUGGCUGGUUGGUUGGUCUCUCGGUCGUCGCUCAUCGCCGUCGGUUCCUGUCUGCCCCGCGCCCUCUCGCUCGCCCUGGCGUGUUUAUAAUUUGAUUUCGCUGCUUCUUUCCUGCCGCGUCGUCUUCUUCAUCUGCUUCUGGCUGGGGAGCAGAGUGCGCGGAAGGGAGAUGGACGAUGGGAAGCAGAGUGGAGCGGAGCGAGCAGCGUGGCAUUUCCUGUCGCCCAGCUCGAUUUUGGGCCUAAGCCCAAGGAUGGAAUCCUAAUGAAGUUAUUGUGUUAACAGUUUGGGGAGCACUGGCUGCUCAUUGAUGGCCGGGGAUCGCAACUGACUUGUCGUGGGUGGGAGCGGGAUGGCUUUAGUGAGUGGUCAAGAAGCCGACUAAUGCUCUUCAUUCCUCUCAUUUCUCUCAGUGAGUUUGGUUAGUGGUGUCUAUGUGCGCGUGUGUGUGCCGUUUUGAGCAUGCAAUUGCAAUUCACCGUUAGCUGAGCGGACAAGUGAAACAGCACCGUACAGCCAGCUACCCAUUAAAAAAAAAGUGUGCCCGCGAAACAGAGAAAAAAGAGUAACACAAAAAUUAUAUAUAAAACUCACUCAAUCGCUUUGAGCGCGCUAAGAUGGCGCCAAAAAAGUCCACCAUCGUGCUCAAUGUGGAGCAGUUUAUUCACGACAUCGAGGAGCGGCCGGCCAUCUGGAACCGCAACUUCCACUGCAACAAGGCCUUCCUCGAGCAGAUGUGGGACGAGCUGAGCGGUGCGCACAAGCUGCCAAAGAUCGUUCUCAAGGCCAAGUGGAAGGGACUUCGAGACAAUUUCCGAGUGGAGUAUAAAAGGAUACCUCGGGCGGAUAACGGUGAUUUUAUGGUGGAUCCGGCCACCUUUGAGUCCAAAUGGCUGCACUAUUACGCAUUGUUGUUUCUAACUGAUCACAUGCGUCAUCGUUUGCCAAAGAACGAACAGGAUCAGUCAUUUUACUUCAACCAGCAAAGCGAGGACUGCGAAAAGACUGUAGUGGAACCGGAUUUAACAAACGGUCUAAUACGUCGCCUGCAGGACAGCGACGAGGAUUACGACGAGGAGGAAUUGGAGGCGGACGGUGAGGCUAGCGAAGCCACUAUGGAGGAAACAAUGCCCACGCCACCGGCUGCCCAUCAGAUGAAUCAAGUGAGCACCACACCACUGGCCACCGGAGCUUUGCGGGCCCAAGAAGAGGCACAUCAGCACGCUUUAAUCAAGGCCGGAUUACUUCGCGCGCAGUUGAUGGAGCUGGAAAAGGAGGCGGAAGAUUUGAGCAGAAAGCCACCUCCACCACAGCAACAGAUAUCUCCAGUGGCACCCGCACUUCAAGUGCUGGUGGAACCACCAGCCGCACACUGUUCGCCACCGCCAAUGGUGACCACCACAUCCGCACAAGUACAACAACCAGCUUCAGCAGCUGUUUUGGCGCCGGCAACGACCACAUCCGCGUCAUCUGUAUCUUCGAACGGAGCGCCAAUGGGGGGAAAAAGAUCUGUGUCGCCACCGCCACUAUACAACAAAGCACACCAUCCGCUGGCCACUCUGGCAGCAGCUCAUCUUGCGGCCAAAGACCGAAAUGAGGACUUCGGAGCCUCCUCUGCUGUAGGAGGAAACGCAGAUCACCUGAGCUUCACUCAACACUCCUAUGCUAAUGGACUGAUACCCGCCCUAAAGCUAAAGCGGCCGCGUCUCUCCGAGGAUAGCAACUUUAAUGGGUCCUCGACAAUGGACACUCCGCUCGUCCCAGAGGACGAUGACUACCACUACUUGCUCAGUCUGCAUCCGUACAUGAAGCAGCUGACCGCUGCUCAGAAGUUGCGCAUACGCACCAAGAUACAAAAGCUCAUCUUCAAGGAACUCUACAAAGAGGAUCUCGAGGAGUCCAAGUAGUGAAACAGCUCAGAACGCCUAGAUUAAGCUCAAGACUGUACAUACGCCCACUAGCCUAGAUCGUAAGCAUUAUUCUUAGUUCGUGUCCAUGCCAUGCUAUUUGAUUGAUUUCUAGUUGAGCGCCACUCCAAGGAAAGCUGGGAGUGCGCCAUUUACGCCUAAGCACAAAUACCCUGGAAAUAAAAAUGUAACAUUAAAA
This is a messenger RNA of Drosophila yakuba, 4586 nucleotides long. RefSeq names its product CTP synthase. NCBI's taxonomy places the organism in Eukaryota, Metazoa, Arthropoda, Insecta, Diptera, Drosophilidae. Gene Ontology annotation, biological process: pyrimidine nucleobase biosynthetic process; CTP biosynthetic process; regulation of transcription by RNA polymerase II. The transcript has 3 exons. Bases 3098 to 4387 code for a protein of 429 amino acids. The record is from RefSeq and is a predicted model, not a curated record. Gene Ontology annotation, molecular function: DNA binding; identical protein binding; CTP synthase activity. Gene Ontology annotation, cellular component: nucleus; transcription regulator complex; cytoophidium.